Molecule: messenger RNA, 1244 nt
Organism: Aegilops tauschii subsp. strangulata
Lineage: Eukaryota; Viridiplantae; Streptophyta; Magnoliopsida; Poales; Poaceae
Product: DAR GTPase 2, mitochondrial
Biological process (GO): mitochondrial translation
Cellular component (GO): mitochondrion
Molecular function (GO): GTP binding; GTPase activity
Source: RefSeq, a predicted model, not a curated record
AUAAUCCUUCUGGCUGGGUCUUACUCUACGGCCCACCGCAGUAUCUAACACUCCUGGUCCGGCGUCUGCAAUGGCAAGAGCAGCGGCGGCGGAGGCCUUCUCGCGGCGCCUGGGCGCGGCCGUGCGCGGCCUCUCCGGCGCCUGGUACAACCGUCAUAUGGCCGCCGCCGACCGCGCCAUCCGCGCCCGACUCCCCCUUGUAGACCUCGUCCUCGAGGUCCGCGACGCCCGCGUACCCGCCACCUCGGCGUUCGAGCUUCUCCACCGCCGCUCCCCGGAGGAGCCCGACGUGCGUCUGCUCGUUGCGCUCAACAAGGCCGACCUGGCUGAUAAGUCCGAAACCGAGAAGUGGGUGGCGUUCAUGAAGCAAAGGGGCUGCUCGUGCAUCGCGGUCAAUUCACACAGCAGGGGAAGCAUCAAUGAGCUGUUGAAUGCUGUGCGUGGGAGGAUCAGGGAGAUCAAGCUUGGGGUGAGCGACUGCACAGGGACUGUUCUCUUGGUCGGUAUCCCUAAUGUUGGCAAGUCGGCCAUCAUCAAUGCGAUGCAUCAAAUUGGAAGGAUUGGGGCAGCAGAGAAGGGAAAGCUCAAGCAUGCGACUGUCAGCAGCCAUCCAGGAGAAACCAGAGAUAUAAGUGGCUACAAGGUUGCUAGUCAUCCAAAUAUAUAUGUGUUAGAUACUCCUGGUGUUCUAUCUCCUAUAUUUGCGAAUGAUGAAUCUGGUCCCAGGCUAGUUUUGACAGGAGCAAUUAAGGAUUCCUUGGUAGAGGAGUAUGAGAUUGCGCAAUUCCUUCUUACAGUUCUUAACUUAAGGACGGAAUGCAGGGAGUGGGAGAACCUGAAUCUAGACGGAGAUAAAUCUUCUUUUGCUGAUGCAAUUCCCACCAGGAGUUGCCAUACUAAAAGGCAGUAUUCCUCAGAUCAUACCCAGGAUUUUAUCGUUAGAGCUGUUCGUCAAGCGCUUUCUGAGACCAUAGCAUCUUUUCAGGGAGAUUUAGGAAAUGAGAAUGAUUUAAGAAGAUUAGUAGAAAUCCAGUUUACACACUUGCAGAAUGCUUUCAGGAUUUCUGCUGAAACAAUCGAGGAUAGGAAUAAAUGUGUCGCUGUCAAAUUACUCAAUCUCUAUCGCACAGGAAGGCUUGGCCAUUAUACCUUAGACCAUGUUCCAGAUUUUAGGCAGGAAGUAGCUGCAUAAUCAUCCAAUAUGAAACACGGGUCAGAGAAGGAUAUGUGGAUACAAAUCAUUA